Erythranthe guttata (spotted monkey flower) is the source of this 1103-nucleotide messenger RNA. Its product is annotated as vesicle-associated membrane protein 721. Gene Ontology annotation, biological process: vesicle-mediated transport. Gene Ontology annotation, cellular component: membrane. The record is from RefSeq and is a predicted model, not a curated record. NCBI's taxonomy places the organism in Eukaryota, Viridiplantae, Streptophyta, Magnoliopsida, Lamiales, Phrymaceae.
GGGUAGUUUAACAACUCACUGCAAAGCCUUCCCCUCUAAGCGUCUGCACACAAAAAAGAAAGUUAUAACGCUGAUCAUCACGAUUGACGCUUCCCCUCUCAAAUGUAUCCCUCUUUCUCUCUCUAGAAUCCCCUCUUUUCCUCUUUCCUCGUUAUCCCACUUUCUCUCUCUACAGUCUCCGGUGCUAUACGCACAUUUGUAGGAUACAUAUACACACACACAUAUUUGGUCUAGGGUUUAUAGGAGAGAGAAGGAGGUGUAGAAAUGGGGCAGCAGUCGUUGAUCUACAGCUUCGUAGCCCGUGGGACGGUGAUCCUGUCGGAAUACACAGAGUUCACCGGGAAUUUCACCGGAAUCGCCGCGCAGUGCCUCCAGAAACUCCCCGCCACCAAUAACAAGUUCACCUACAAUUGCGACGGCCACACCUUCAAUUACCUUGUCGAGGAUGGAUUUACUUAUUGUGUUGUGGCUGUUGAAUCUGUUGGAAGACAAAUUCCUAUUGCCUAUCUUGAGCGAAUAAAGGAAGAUUUUACAAAGAAAUAUGGUGGGGGGAAGGCUGCUACCGCUGUUGCCAACAGCCUGAAUAAAGAAUUUGGGCCCAAAUUGAAGGAACAAAUGCAAUACUGUGUGGAUCAUCCUGAGGAGAUUAGCAAGCUUUCCAAAGUAAAAGCUCAGGUUUCAGAAGUCAAAGGAGUUAUGAUGGAAAACAUUGAAAAGGUUCUUGAUCGUGGAGAGAAAAUUGAGCUUCUGGUGGAUAAAACUGAGAAUCUUCGCUCUCAGGCACAAGAUUUUAGGACACAAGGAACACAGAUGAGGAGAAAGAUGUGGUUGCAGAAUAUGAAGAUAAAGCUGAUUGUCCUUGGUAUUAUAGUUGCCUUGAUCCUUAUCAUUGUUUUAUCAGUAUGUGGUGGAUUCAAAUGUCACUAGCGCGUGUUUGCUGUUCCAGGACAAAAAUCAUGUUUCUUUUGAACUUUGAUUAGUAGCUUUUGUUUUUCCUAUGAAAUUUUUUGGCCGACUCUUUUUCGCCCUACCUACUGUAAUCCGUAUUUCCGUGGUGAGACUGCUAUUAUGCUUGUAUAGUAUAGUUAUUUGAAUCCUCUGAA